This is a messenger RNA of Nyctereutes procyonoides (raccoon dog), 4025 nucleotides long. Its product is annotated as mitochondrial import inner membrane translocase subunit Tim23. The transcript is spliced from 7 exons. The record is from RefSeq and is a predicted model, not a curated record. Gene Ontology annotation, biological process: protein import into mitochondrial matrix. NCBI's taxonomy places the organism in Eukaryota, Metazoa, Chordata, Mammalia, Carnivora, Canidae. Gene Ontology annotation, molecular function: transmembrane protein transporter activity. Gene Ontology annotation, cellular component: TIM23 mitochondrial import inner membrane translocase complex; mitochondrial inner membrane. The coding region runs from base 149 to 943 and encodes 264 amino acids.
UUAGCGGGUACCGGCUCCCGGAAGGUCACCGUGUGAAGGAGGAAGGGGUAACCCGGGUCUCCCUGCUGUUUCAGGGGCGCAACGGCCGAGCAGACGAACCCGGCCUAAGGCGGUGGUGAUAAGCAGACGGGCAAUUUCCUGCGACACCAUGGAGAGCGGCGGGGGAAGCGGGAACAAAACCACGGGGGGCUUGGCCGGCUUUUUCGGAGCCGGCGGGGCAAGUUACUCGCACGCGGAUUUGGCCGGAGUCCCGCUGACUGGUAUGAACCCUCUGUCUCCUUAUUUAAAUGUGGAUCCACGAUACCUGGUGCAGGAUACUGAUGAGUUUAUUUUACCCACUGGAGCUAAUAAAACCCGGGGCAGAUUUGAACUGGCCUUCUUUACCAUUGGAGGAUGUUGUAUGACAGGGGCUGCAUUUGGAGCAAUGAACGGUCUACGGCUAGGAUUGAAGGAAACCCAGAACAUGUCCUGGUCCAAACCAAGAAAUGUACAGAUUUUGAACAUGGUGACUAGGCAAGGGGCACUUUGGGCUAAUACUCUAGGUUCUCUAGCUUUGCUCUAUAGUGCAUUUGGUGUCAUCAUUGAGAAAACACGAGGUGCAGAAGAUGACCUUAACACAGUAGCAGCUGGAACCAUGACAGGCAUGUUGUAUAAAUGUACAGUCAUACAGAGAGAGAGAGAGACAGAGACACAGGCAGAGGGAGAAGCAGGCUCCAUGCACCGGGAGCCCGACGUGGGACUCGAUCCCGGGUCUCCAGGAUCGCGCCCUGGGCCAAAGGCAGGCGCCAAACCGCUGCGCCACCCAGGGAUCCCUGUACAUGGAUUUUUUGACUGUGCAGGGGGUGGGGUGGCAUCCUGUAACCCCACUCACUGUUCAAGGGUCAACUGUAAUUACAUUUCAAGUGGUUAUGUAAAUACCUACAUAAUAGCUUUUGGGACCUGAAAGUCUAAAAUAUUUACUUUCUGGCCAUUCUAAGAAAAAUUUGCUGGUUCCCCAGCUCUAAAGUAAUUGUCAGUUCAGUGUAUUAGCUCUGCCACUGUCCAGCUCUAUUCCCCACAAACAAGGUACUUUAAUAUUCUGGGCCUCAUCUUCCUAUGAUCAGAAGAUUUGCCCUUUCUGGCAAGAGUUGUGUAAGGACCAAAAGAUAGAAGGUAAAACUGAAACACAUGUCUGGUGUUUGUUUUCCUUUAUAGAGAUUGACCAUUGACCUUAUUUGGUUACUGUGUUCAAAGCAAGAAUAUUUGCUAUCAACUUCCUGUGCUUAGUUGGGCAGAAGUUCUUUACAGAAAGUCUAAAGCCAAGGCCUUCAAACGUUUAAUAGAAUCAGUUAGAAAAUGCUGGAAUUAAUGGAAAGUUACAACUAAAACCUGGCUUGGUAUGUGAUAAGAGGCUACCCUUAAAUCAGGAUUAGCUGUGCUUAGUAAAUCAAGCACUGCCAAUGUUUAGUGUCUGCUUGCUGCAAAUAACUGUUGUCCAACCUUCAAAGAAGUGACUUGUUUGAAUUAAGUUUGUUUCAUUUUGGUCAGAAAGUAGAAAGCUUUCUAGAAGACACAUUGUUGUUAAGGGACACUUAAAAUGCCACUGGUGUCCCAAAAAUCUGAGUCUUGCAAUUCUGUUUCAUUGUUACCCCUAGUGCACCUGCCCAAGGAGGCUUGUUAUUUGAUAGCUGAGAACAAAUAUGAGUCUUUCAAAAAAGUGGCUAAGUGGCCGUGUUCUUAGGCACACUCAAAGCAAAGGGCCAAGUGUAAGGAACAGUUUGCCGGUAUUUCCAGACCAGUGUGCAGAGUUCAGAGCUCUGUAGAUCCAGGGGAGUUCAUCUGAAGUUGAAUGUUUGGUCCCAGGAAAACAUCUGCAAAUGUAGUGCGCUUCCAGGUACCUGCCCUCCAUCAUUUUUCUGCUAAUAAACAGCAGUGAGGCCACCUUUCUUUUGUUUUUUGUUGAGUCAGAAUGGAGUACUGUAUGUUUGUAACCUGCUUCAAAGAGCCCUCAUUAUACUCAGUUUAGAUCUAGAGCAGCAUGUUGAUGCUGUUGCUAGUAGUAGUUAUUCUCCUGUACUUCAUAGUUUGUUUUUUUCCUCUUAGUAAUUUGGUCUAAUUAUAAUUCACCUUUAGUCCCUAGAACUUUUUGUUGAUUUACUAAAGACAUGAGAGGUUAAGUUAUUAUUGGGCAGACUGUUUUAACUAAGGUUGAAUCUUGCAACCGCAUUGGAUACAGUUGCAAAGUCAACUGCUAUACUUAGUCUAAAUGUAGCAAGAUGAUACAAAGAUGAUAUGGGCUUCAAGGAGAAAUCUUCCAUUGAAUUUUUUUCUGAUUCCUGCUUCCCACAUAUUUGAUGAUGUUUAUAAGUGAUGCCUGCAGUUUCUGUUUCAGUCUGUUUGAGAGAGAUAAUUAGGGCACUUCAUGGUGAAAACCUACGCAGGUCGGCUAUCAGACCUCUUCAGACCAGAGAGGCUCUUGGAGGGGGUGGCUUUUUAAUCAGCUGAAGCCAUCUGGCAGGACAGGACAUUCAUUGCAGAAAUGGUAGUCUGAAGUGUUCUAACUUGGCAGUGUUACUGAAUUUCACAGAAUUUCCUGGUUUGUAGCCAAAGGGCCUCUGGUAAGGUAAUCACUGGACCACAGCUCCAUUCCAACUUUGCCUUCCUAACAAAUACGUAACUUGGAAUGACUAUUCCAUAGGUAUAGACUCCCUGAGGUUUAUGGUAUCUACUCGUUUGUGAAACCAUAAGAACAUUGAGUUAUUUCCUAAAAGCUUAUUUGGGUACCCCUUAGUCCUCUUGGUAGACUCCAGGGAUGAUAUUCAGGUAACUGAUUAAAACAUUUUUGUUUUUACGUUUCAGGUGAAAUAUAUAUUGCUACUUGGUUUUCACAUGAAAAACUUGUUCAAAGUUUAAUCUUUCAAUGUUUUUCAGUGAGGAUGAUGAAGCUGUGUGCCUUGUUUCUCAUUAGUUAUACUAGAGAUUGGCAGAUGUGUCAGUGUAGGAAUGGACAGGGAGGAGGGUGGGGACAGGUGGUCCUUUAUCAGCACUUAACACAAAAAUUUGAUUAUAGCUAUCUUAUCACCACUACUUCUUGAGUCUUCAAAGUUAAUAGAGGACCUGUCCAGAGUCCAGAGGUUAAUAUUGUUUCCAAAGAGGGUGUCACCUUGUUUAUAUUAUAGCCUUGAAUCAAUUUGUAGUGCCUAUGAGGCCCUAAACAGUAGGACUGGCAGGAAAUUAUUCAUCUGUUUGGGACUUCAAUAUGCAUAAGAUCUUGUCUGAAGUAUUGUAGGAACAAGUGAGAUGGAGAAAAAUCAAGAAAUUAUUAAUGCUCAUGAUCUUAGCUAUAAAUUAUGAAAUUAAAAGCAAAAAGAUUGUGAAUGAGAAUAUAUGUAUUAAACAAGUGAUUUAAAGGAAUCUCUUGAACCUCUCUUGGUUUCUUGUAUUAUUUUUAGGACAAUCUGUUUGAGGUGGAAUAUUGAUAAACAUGAAUUAUGUCUCAAUUUCGUGAUAAUGUUACUUAAUCCUUUGAUGCUAGGACACUAUGCAAUACAAGGCUGUUUCUCCCCCUCCUCCUCUUUUCCAGGUGGUCUACGAGGGGUAGCACGAGGUGGGCUAGCAGGACUAACGCUUACCAGCCUCUAUGCACUAUAUAACAACUGGGAGCACAUGAAAGGCUCCUUACUCCAACAGUCACUCUGAAGAUUUCGCCAACUUAUGAGUGGAGGACACUUUAGUAGUCAUCCAGACCAAUUUAUAUGUCAGUCUGGAGUUGCUCUCUCUUCCUACAGUUAGUUUGAAAAAUUGGAGAUUCCAGUUUGCUGUGGUAAAGAUCAUGUAUGGUUGACCAGGACUGGCAUCCUGCUAGCCAGAGUGGAAGCCCAAACUCCUCUGGUGGCUGAGUAAUGUGGUUCUUCCCUACCCUCUGAACUGAAAAACUACUUACAGGAUUCAGGUCAUGAUUGUUGUCUAUACCGUAUCCCCACAUUUAUUUAAUGAUCUGAAACUGUAAUGUUGCCUUGUAUUUCCAAUAAAGGGUGAAAACAGAA